Messenger RNA from Fusarium coffeatum, 1314 nucleotides. RefSeq lists its product as uncharacterized. Gene Ontology annotation, molecular function: protein binding. The record is from RefSeq and is a predicted model, not a curated record. Bases 1 to 1314 code for a protein of 437 amino acids. The transcript is spliced from 3 exons. NCBI's taxonomy places the organism in Eukaryota, Fungi, Ascomycota, Sordariomycetes, Hypocreales, Nectriaceae.
AUGGACUCAUCAACUCCAACACCCAAGUCCAUAUUGCGUGGUCACAAGUCUCAGAUUCAUGCGGCAGCUUUCAUCCGAUCGAAUGAGCGUCUCAUCACAGGCGAUGCAGAUGGUUUCGUGGUGCUAUGGGAUCUCACCAUAAUGCGCCCGAGGGCCGUUUGGCGCGCACACGAAAAAGCACUCUUGGGUGUUCGCGGCUGGGGCGAUGAUAAGAUUAUCACGCAUGGACGUGAUAUGAAACUCAUAGUAUGGAAGCUUGGCGAGGCAGAUGAGGACCAUCUCAGCACAGCACUUCCUGUUGAAGACGUGCCGACACCCAGAGCUCAACCAUGGGUUCUUCAUCUUCUAGAAGUCAAUACCUUGAACUUCUGUGCUUUCGCAAUCUGUUCCAGCGUUCCUGGGCCUGUUGAUACUGCCUCUGAGGUCUUGAUCGCUGUUCCAAAUACAUUAAACUCGGACGCUAUCGAUAUCUACCAUUUGCCCUCACAGCACCGGAUUCAUACCAUCAAGGCUGGAGAUAAGACUGGAAUGGCCAUGUGUCUUGCUCUUCUCCAUCACAACGACGCUCUUACCCUCAUUGCUGCUUUUGAAAAUGGGUAUGCGACUGUGCAACGCCUCGAAGCCAAUGGGCAAUGGAUCACCACAUACAAUUCGCAAGCUCACUCACAACCUGUUCUGUCACUCAGGGUCUUUAACGACUUCUUCAUUACAUCCAGUGCUGAUUCCAUUGUCGCUAAACAUCCUAUUCCCACUCGAUUAUUCUUCCCGUUGAAAGAAAUGGAACCACCCAAGAGCACAGAGCGCGUCGUCGAGAUAAUAGACGAGGACCCCAAAGGAAAGUCACUGUUGUCUGCAGGACUCAAGUCAUCGUCGGCGCAAACCAGCACGGGUGCUCCCAAGAAAGGUGUGCCAUGGAGAGAUCCCCUCAAAGCUAUCAACACCAAACAUUCAGGACAGCAAAGUCUGGAUAUACGAUCGGAUGGAAGAAUCUUCGCCACGGCAGGAUGGGAUUCCAAAGUGCGCGUCUACUCUUCAAAGACUAUGAAGGAGCUUGCAGUCUUGAAAUGGCAUCAAGUGGGAUGCUAUGCUGUUGCUUUCGCUAAUGUCAAGAUAUCAAAUAAAGCGAAAGACAAUACAUCAACGACAGGUGAAGAGGACGAAACAAAGACUACGACUAGUCUCAGCACGCGCACAACCUCGCUGGCCAGGACAGGACUCAGCGUUAAGGAGCAGCGUAUAGCAACUGCACGACAAACACAUUGGAUCGCCGCAGGAGCCAAAGAUGGCAAGAUUAGCUUAUGGGAUAUUUAUUAA